GCCAUCUGUUAGUAACGUGUAGUACUUUUUUGUCUCAGAUAGCGUCAAACGGUCAAACCUAUCUACAAGAAAGAGAUAGAAAUAUGACGCCUAACGGUUUCGUAAUUUAAACUUUAGUGUUGCUUUAACCGCUCAGCGACUUGUGCACGUUUUAAUUUGUGACAGUUGUUAUUAUUAAUGGCGCCGUACGGUGAUCGAUGUUUUAACCCAUUUCACUUGGUACUUCAUCGAAAAUUUAAAAAUUUAAGGAAAAUAUCUAAAUGUUUAGCUCAAAAGUGGAGUUUUUCACAAGAUCUUUACGUAUGUGCCUCCUGCAGGAAACGACUUUUGACUGAAUCUCCUCCAGUAGCUAAUGAAGACAUUGUGCAAUGCAGUCAAACAUCUAGUGAACCUUCGCAAAACAUUGAAGAUGAACCGUUUAUUCCCGAAGAUAAGUUUAAACAUAUCUCCACCCAAACCGACACAUCCAUAGAAAACGAAGAAAUUUUAAAGCAGCUAAAAGAGAAAUUCAAUCAUCCUUCUACUUCUACUUCUAUGAAGACUAUGAUAUUAACAAUAGCACCCACGUCAUGGAGUGAAAAUAAACUUGCAGAAGAAUUUGGAACGUCCAGGCGACAAGCAAGAAAAGCAAAACAACUUGUCAAUCAGUUCGGUAUCUUAUCCUCUCCAAACCCACGCGGUGGUCGUAAACUACCAGCUGAGACGGAAAACUUGGUAAAAAAAUUUUAUCUACGAGAAGACAUUAGCCGCAUAAUGCCUGGUAAAAAAGAUUUUAUAUCUGUUAAAUUAGACGAUGGAAAAAGAACGCACAUACAGAAACAGCUCCUUCUCUGUAACAUUGACGAACUUUAUCAGAGGUUUAAAGAUGAAUACCCUAACAUCAAGGUAGGCUUAACAAAGUUUUUUACACUAAGACCCAAACAAUGUAUCCUCGCAGGCGACUCCGGAACACAUAUGGUAUGUGUUUGUACUUACCAUCAAAACGUGAAAUUGAUGUUGAAUGGAGGAGACAUUGCUAAUCUUACAGCUGGGUCUGCUAUGCAACUUUCAUCUUAUAAGGAUUGCCUUCGCCAGAUGAUGUGUCCCAAUCCAACACUGACGUGUCAUUUAAUGACUACUAAGACACCGCCAAAUGAACGCUGUAAUUCUUGUCCAGGCUUAAGUGCAAUUCGAGAGCAUUUAAAAAUACAAUUUGAUAACAAUCAAGUCACAGAAGUGCAGUUUGAAAAAUGGGAUGGCACAGACCGCUACACGAUAUCUACUCGACUUUUAUCUUCCGAUAGUUUUGUAGAUGAGUUAUGUGACGCUUUGGACCUUUUGAAACCUCAUGCUUACAUUGCAGAGCAACAGGCGGUUUAUUUUAAAACUCUUAAGGAGACUAUCGAUGAAGGUCAAAUUCUCGUUCAAUGUGAUUUUGCAGAAAACUAUAGUUUUAUUGUCCAAGAUGCUGCUCAAUCCUUUCAUUGGAAUAAUGCACAGGCAACGCUUCUAACGUCAGUUUUUUACUACAGAGACGGUAAUGAAGUAAAACACGGAAGCAUUGUUAUGAUUUCUGACGACCUGAAGCAUGACACAGCCACUUUUUAUGCUUUCCAAAAGCUACUACACAAGCAUCUUUUAGAAAAAUCGAUAGUUGGAUCAAAAAUUAUAUACAUAACUGACGGGGCUUCCCAACAUUUUAAAAAUAGAUUUAACUUUGUGAAUCUGUUUUAUUACAAAGAAGAUUUUAAUGCAGAUGCAGAGUUGCAUUUUCAUGCAACAUCUCACGGAAAGGGGCCAUGCGAUGGUCUAGGGGGGAAUCUGAAACGUUUAGCUGUGCGUGCAAGUUUACAGUUACCUCCAAGUAAAGCAAUUAUAACACCAAUGCGAUUAUAUGAAUGGGCAAAAUCAUCUUUAAAACAAACCGCCAUUUAUUUCUGUUCUAAAGAUGAUAUAGAGCGUCAGAGAAUUUUUUUGGAACCCCGGUUUGCGUCUACGGUCACCAUUUCAGGAACCAAAAAGUUUCACAGCUUCAUUCCAACAACCACAGGCCUUCUUGUAAAGAGGACCAGUUCUGCCAUAGAUUCCCAUUGUAAAAUUGUUAAAAUUACAAAAUAAACAGUUCUUGUGUUGUA
Molecule: messenger RNA, 2114 nt
Organism: Pieris napi
Lineage: Eukaryota; Metazoa; Arthropoda; Insecta; Lepidoptera; Pieridae
Exons: 2
Coding region: 178-2097 (639 amino acids)
Source: RefSeq, a predicted model, not a curated record